AUGGCAGCCCAUGUAAAUCCCGGACCUAAUGUGGUCAUUCCUUAACCAAGCCUUACUAUAAAUUGUAGAUUGAUAUUCAUUAUGAUGUCUCUGUGAGGGGACCUUGCAGUUGUAGUUAUUGACAGGAAGACAGAUAUUUGUUUCAACUUUGCAGCAAAGACGAGCAAGAAACUUAAGGUUGUAAGCAUCAAAGACUUUUGGUUUGAAACAGGGUUUACUUCUCGACAGCAAUGUCCUUAGUGAAUGUAUUACAAGUGGCAUACAUGCAGGGAUUACAACAUCUUCUAGGUUGUUGAGUCAAAGGUGUUCAUCAUCUGUCAGAUACUUUCCUAUAAGAAUAUGUUGAUAUAUCAUCUACGCUGAAAUUUGGAAAUAAUGAUAAAGCUGCAUAAUUUGAAGUAGCAAGCUUUGUAGUUCAAGAAGUAGAAAGCUGUCAGUUAAGGUUGAGAACAUCAGUGCCAGAAAAGUUAUCCGGUAUUGUUUUGGCCAUUGGCCAUCCAUUGAUUGUCCUAAAAAAGACAAUUGGCUAUUUUUCAAUGCAUCCAUCUCAGAAACAAAAAUUUUCAAAUGGGUUGCAGAGGUUCUCUGACGAGCCAGUGCAGGAGGUGGUCUCCUAUUGCAUGCCCACCAUCCAGAGUUUGGAACCCCACUCAUGCUCUGAUGACAGCAGCCAGGGAACCCACCCUUCAGUUCCGAUUUUUGAGCAGUAUUGCACCCUUGAAUCACACUCAGGAACCAGUGGCUAUGCCAUUCACAAUUCUCCAUCUACUGUCAGUUUCUCACCUAAUGGCAGCCCAGAACAAGAUACAGAGUCAUUCCCAGUACACUCACACCAAUCAUCUGACAACACUUGUGGCUCACCAGUUAAUGAAUCUUGCUUAACAGAUGAUGUUGAUGACUUGAGGCACAAGAUACGUGAACUCGAAACUGCUAUGUUGGGACCUCAUUCAGAUACUCCUGACUUACGCUCUAUCACAAACCCUGUUGGAAUUGUCCAAAUUCCAUAUGAUGCAGAGAAGUGUAAACAAAUGAUGGAGAUGAUCUCUAGAUGGGACUUGAAAGAAAUGCUUUGUGCUUGUGCUAAAGCAAUAGAAGAGAAUGAUAGGUUCACAACUGAAUGGUUGAUGUCACACUUACAACAGAUGGUGUCAGUUAAUGGUGAGCCAAUCCAACGUUUAGGAGCUUAUAUGUUAGAAGGACUUGUUGCAAGGUUGGCCUCUUCAGGAAGUUCUAUAUAUAAAGCCCUUAGAUGCAAAGAGCCUGCCAGUGCCGAACUUCUCUCAUACAUGCACAUACUCUAUGAAGUAUGCCCAUACUUCAAGUUUGGGUAUAUGUCUGCAAAUGGGGCUAUUGCUGAAGCAAUGAAGGAUGAAAAUGAAGUCCAUAUAAUUGAUUUUAUGAUUGCACAAGGCAGUCAGUGGAUCACCUUAAUCCAGGGUCUUGCUGCAAGGCGUGGAGGGCCUCCAAAGAUUCGUAUCACAGGCAUUGAUGAUUCUACAUCAGCUUAUGCCAGAGGAGGGGGGCUUGAUAUUGUGGGGAACAGGUUAUCAAAGCUUGCUGAGUCAUGUAAGGUACCUUUUGAGUUCAAUGCUGCUAGAAUUCCUGCCGCUGAGGUUCAACUUGAAGACCUAGGAGUUCGUCCUGGUGAAGCUAUUGCAGUGAAUUUUGCCUUAAUGUUGCACCACAUGCCAGAUGAAAGUGUGGGAGGUCAGAAUCAUCGUGAUAGGCUGUUGAGGUUGGUUAAGAGCUUGUCUCCCAAGCUGGUCACUCUUGUUGAGCAAGAAUCCAACACCAACACUGCCCCAUUCUUUAAUCGUUUCCUUGAGACAUUGAAAUACUAUACGGCGAUUUUUGAGUCUAUUGAUGUGACUCUUCCGAGGGAUCACAAGGAGCGGAUUAAUGUUGAGCAGUUCUGUCUGGCUCGAGAUAUUGUUAACAUAAUAGCUUGCGAGGGAUCUGAAAGAGUAGAACGUCAUGAACUUCUAGGAAAAUGGAGAUCACGGUUUAUGAUGGCUGGGUUUACACCUUAUCCAUUAAGUUCCCUAGUGAAUGCUACGAUCAAGUCCCUGCUGAAGAGCUACAGUGAGAAGUAUACACUUGAAGAGAGGGAUGGAGCCUUCUUUCUGGGCUGGCUAGACCGAGUUUUGGUUACCUCCUGUGCAUGGCAGUGAAACUCCCAUAAAUUGAUGCAUGUUUGUAGGUCUUGGGGUGACAACCUGAGGUAGGAAGUUUUUCUAGUAAUAAAGUCUGAUUUGAAGUUUGAGAUUAAAAUGUUGUUACCUUUAGUAUCAUCUAGUAAUAAAUAACUUUUUCCCACA
Molecule: messenger RNA, 2318 nt
Organism: Quercus robur (English oak)
Lineage: Eukaryota; Viridiplantae; Streptophyta; Magnoliopsida; Fagales; Fagaceae
Product: scarecrow-like protein 21
Exons: 3
Coding region: 537-2171 (544 amino acids)
Biological process (GO): regulation of DNA-templated transcription
Cellular component (GO): nucleus
Molecular function (GO): DNA-binding transcription factor activity; sequence-specific DNA binding
Source: RefSeq, a predicted model, not a curated record